Molecule: messenger RNA, 1293 nt
Organism: Leptinotarsa decemlineata (Colorado potato beetle)
Lineage: Eukaryota; Metazoa; Arthropoda; Insecta; Coleoptera; Chrysomelidae
Product: cathepsin L-like peptidase
Biological process (GO): proteolysis
Molecular function (GO): cysteine-type peptidase activity
Source: RefSeq, a predicted model, not a curated record
CUAUUUGUUGUGUUUUUACAAUUAUAGUGAUUUGGGUCACAUGGUCAAACUUUAAACUUGAACACAAAGAACUGAGCUUCUAUUGAUCAGUAUUAGUUAUUAGUCAUUUGUGGAACAAUAUGAAGUUCCUUGCUCUUCUUUUCGUUUUCAUUGCUGCCUGCCAAGCCGUAUCUUUCUUUGACCUUGUCCAAGAAGAAUGGGGAUCAUUCAAGCUGACACAUAAGAAACAGUAUGAAAGUGAAACCGAGGAACGUUUCCGCAUGAAAAUCUUCAUGGAAAAUGCUCACAAAGUAGCUAAACACAACAAACUAUAUGCUUUGGGCCUUGUUUCGUACAAACUGGGUAUCAAUAAAUAUGCUGAUAUGUUGCACCACGAGUUUGUAAAGACGGUAAAUGGAUUUAAUAGAACGAAAAAUUUAAUGAAGGGUCAGGAAAUGGAUGAAUCUGUUACUUUCAUACGUCCGGCAAAUGUCCAGUUACCCAAAGAGAUUGAUUGGAGGCAACACGGCGCAGUAACUGCUAUCAAAGAUCAAGGCCAGUGCGGAUCGUGUUGGAGUUUCAGUGCCACCGGAUCUCUGGAAGGACAACACUUCCGUAAAACAGGAAAACUUGUUUCUCUCUCUGAACAAAAUCUGAUAGAUUGUUCCACAAAAUAUGGUAACAACGGAUGUGAUGGAGGACUUAUGGACAAUGCCUUCCGAUACAUAAAGGAUAACAAAGGUAUUGACACCGAGGCUAGCUACCCGUACAGAGCUGAAGAUGAAAAAUGUCACUACAAUGCCAAAAAUAAGGGAGCUGAUGAUAAAGGAUUUGUGGAUAUUGAAUCUGGUAAUGAGUUGGAUCUCAAAGCUGCUGUUGCCACAGUUGGCCCUGUUUCUGUAGCAAUUGAUGCCAGCCAUGAAACCUUCCAGUUAUACUCCGAAGGGAUUUAUUCAGACCCAGAUUGUAGCUCGGAAGAGUUGGAUCACGGAGUACUGGUAGUAGGAUAUGGCACGGAUCCCAACGGACAAGACUAUUGGAUAGUAAAGAAUUCUUGGGGCACUAGUUGGGGACAAGGUGGAUAUAUCAAGAUGGCAAGAAACCAGGCCAAUUCAUGUGGUAUUGCUACACAGGCUAGCUAUCCUCUUGUCUAAAAGAACAAAUGUUUCAAAUCAAAUAUUGUUGCUCUCUUCUUCCUACAAUUUUUUUUAAGUUUGUUUUUGCUUAUAAAUUGUAGUUUGCAGAUAUUAGUGUAGAAUUUAAGUAUAGGCUGUGUUAUUUUUUACUGAAUAUAAUACUUUUAAACUGAUUAAA